CAGGGGAUGCUUUUCAUGGAAUGUAGGUGCCACGUCUGCCCUAUGGCACAGAUUACUUUGCCCUUGUGGCAUAAAUUACUUUGCCCUACUAGUGUUCUUCUCGGCGAUGAAGCUUCUGGCACAGAUUACUUUCCCCUAGUUUUCUCGGCGAUGGCGGGAUGGGCCAGGCGCGCCGACGUGAUCAAGCAAUUUAUCGCGAUGGGAAGGAUCGCGCAUCUCAAGAAUAGCAGCAAUGGAGCGGAGAUUUUCCUGGUGGGCACCGCACACGUUUCAGCCAAGAGCGCCGAGGAAGUGGAAGAGGUGAUUGGAAUCGUCAAGCCUGACAUCGUCGCGGUGGAACUGUGUGAAGAAAGAGCCAAGAAGCUACUAGCUGGGUACCAUGAUACUAGCUUGUUCCAGAAAGUCCAGGAAUUCAUGAAGUUUCCGGGAGGAUUGAAGCAGAAAGUAGUCCAUUUGGCAUUGAGCGCAUCUUAUCAGGCGAUGCGCGAGGCUGGUCUAGAACCUGGCAAGGAGUUUAAGGUAGCCAUGGAGGAGGCUAAGGCGAGACGAGCUGGCAUUUUGCUCAUAGAUCAAAGAUAUGAUGUGACUAUUUCAAAGCUUACAAAGGCGAUCAGGAUACGGGAUGUCAUAAACUUGCUUGGGAUUGCCGGGGCGGACAUGGAGCAGAUUGUGGAAGGACUGAGCAGCGGAAACCUGAUCGAGAGCAUUGAAAAGCUAAAGCGAAGAGAUGCAGUUCGAAAGCUGACGAGCUUCAUGGACAGGACCUUUCCAAGUGCUGUUAGAGUCAUGCUUCACGAGCGGGACGAAUAUAUGACACGGCAACUUUUGACUUGCGAGGGGAAAGUUGUGGGCGUUGUGGGCAUGGCUCAUAUGGAUGGCAUCGAGCGGAGGUGGAAAAAGGCACAGUAGGUGCUUUUAUUCCUCUAAUGAGUGGCCAUUCUGUGGACAUCAAGAGUGGCGACAUGUAGCAGAGCUUCUGGACGAGUAUUUGAAUGGACUUGUCAACAGCAAAGUCAAUGCCUGGUCUGUCCCGGCCUUUGAAGAAGACCUUGGAUUAUCACCUUCUUCCGGUAUUCAGUAGACGAAUAGUCGUGGAGCUCGCCGGUAGAGCUUGACCGAGACCUCGGGACGGUCUGGCCAUGGGAACUACCAGCUUCGACCUCGGAAACGGGGGCAGAAGGACCCGGAGGAUCCUCCACAACACCAGCGGCUGUCUCAGAUUUCCGACGCAUACUUAUCCGGGGGAGCAGGAACCAAAAGCAGCUCGUGAUGACUAUAGCCUGGACCUGUCCUGCCAAAAGAGCUGCCUGGACAACAAGAAGUACCGCAACAAGUAUGGUCAAGUUGCAACCUUUUCCAUCUCGUCCCAGCGCUGUCGCUUGGAGCCUCGUGUUGGUGGCUUGGACGGUCCCGAUCACGGUGUGACACCUGAGAAGCUUCUUAUUGUCGGGGCGAUCUUCCGGAGAAAGGUUUCUUCUAUUCCUGGAGGGACGGCUCGGGGAGGCAGGGGUGCUAUAGGACUGAUCUCCUGGCUCAAGAACUGGAGGAAGUGUACCGGGGCUCAUUGACGACUUCGAAGUUAAAGGAUCAGGGAGCUGAGAAGUCGAAGCGGAAGAGUCUGCCGCGAGAACGAGUGAAGAAACAGGACCGAGUUGCUCGGUCUUCUUCCUCAAUGAUGGUGCCGAUGAUGAUGCUGUAGAGACUGCAGCCCACGUCAAGGAAGCAAUGGACUUAACUGCAGCAGCCUUCCACAGGGCCACGGAGACAAGAAGCAUCGUCGUGUUCCUGCUGCUGCUGCUGCUGCUGCUUGGCCUCCAGGAUUCGAUGAGAAAAUCGUCGGCGAGAGCAGCUUGCUCGACAAUGCUCAGAUCAGAUUCUGACUUGUCCGAGCUGAUGAGGACUGGAACUGAAAAUCUGGCCGAGGAGGACUUGGCAAUGGGAUUGUCUGCUGCAAAGGGAAGCGAUCUCGCAGUGCUAGGGACUGUCACGCUCGCCUGCUCGGCUACGACGUCGAAUUUCGAUGCUGGAGCGUGUGCGAAUUUAUCCGAACCUUUACUCAUCGUCGGCAGGCCGUUCCUGGACCGCUUCUUCUUCUUGCUACUGCUGCUCUUGCUGCUGCUCCUGCUGCUGCUGCUGCUGAAGCACGACCAGAUUGACGACAUUCCUCCCUCCUCCACUCAAAAGAGAGGAAAUGGAGUACAUCCAGCACAAGAAAGUUGCCAUGCUCCUGACUUGUGAGAAGACACGGAGAAGAAUGGACUGACUAGCUCAAGUCAAGGUACUAUGCCUUUAUAUGUGCGCUAAACUAAAACAAAGCUUGAGUUUUCUUCUACUUCUUCCAGGCACACCUUAGCUACAGAAUGAAUGACAUAGUCCAUUGCUAUAGUCGCUCCAUGUCAUAAAAUUGGGCCGAGUUGUGCGCUCCACUCGACCUGGCUCACGGGUAGACUUCCACAAAUAUGUGAAGAACACUGUUAGCUAGAAAGGAUUGAUUGUUUCAGUGUUUAUAAGUGUUAUAUUUCACUUUCCAGCUUGCAACUCUA
Selaginella moellendorffii is the source of this 2543-nucleotide messenger RNA. Its product is annotated as traB domain-containing protein. The record is from RefSeq and is a predicted model, not a curated record. The coding region runs from base 7 to 909 and encodes 300 amino acids. NCBI's taxonomy places the organism in Eukaryota, Viridiplantae, Streptophyta, Lycopodiopsida, Selaginellales, Selaginellaceae. The transcript has 8 exons.